Adineta ricciae is the source of this 867-nucleotide messenger RNA. NCBI's taxonomy places the organism in Eukaryota, Metazoa, Rotifera, Eurotatoria, Adinetida, Adinetidae. The record is from the annotation of a GenBank genome assembly.
AUGUUCUCAUCUAUCAAGACGCUUGUGGCACAUAUUCGUCGAUCACAUCGGCAAAGUAAGUUACCCACCAAAGUGCAAUCUUAUUCGGAUACUCGUUUUAAUGGCGCCUUUAUCAUGCUUCAAUCAUUUUUGAAUGUAUUCUACGAACUUGGACAAGUUCUUGAACGUGAACAUUUGAUGGAAUAUGCGACCAUUGAUGAAGUAAUCGAAGAGCUCAGUUAUUCCAAACGACCCACAAUGCAUCGAGUGAUACCUCUUCGUCAACACCUUAUCGAUUGUUGCGAUCCACAUGUUGAUGAUCAAUCAGGGUUAGAAAAGCUGAAAAUCUAUCUCAAAGAUAAACUUCAAUCGAGUUGGCCUGUUGAGAAUGAACAUUUUUUGUGUACAGUGCUUCAUUCGAACUUAAAACGAUUUGGCGGUAAUCUUCAGUUGCAAAAGCAAGCUAUUGCUCUACUGGAAACAUCGAUUUCUGUCGCUGAUCGAGUAUGCACUGAUUCAGUCAUCGAUUCUUCAUCCCUCUCAUCAUCUUCCUCAACCUUCAUAUCUAAGCAAAGAAAUAUUCUCUCGAAAUGUGUUGAGCGAAAGACGUUUGUGACUACGCCUCACAAUGAAAUCAAACAGUGGAUGGAUAAUGAUGUGCAACUUGCUGAAGGCGAUGAUGACAUACUUGGGUUUUGGUCAAACUACGCCAAACGUUAUCCAACUAUUGCUGCUAUAGCUAUGAAGGUUUUAGCAAUCCCUGCUUCGAAUACAACAGUCGAACGCUUAUUUUCAUCGACGAAAAUUACAAUGACGGAUCGAAGAACGCGUCUGGGAGCACAAAAGGUGAGAUAUCUGAUAUUUCAAGAAUAUUCAACGACUUAUUGA